UCGAGCUUCGAAGGUUUCAAUUGAACAAUCACUCCACACCUUUCCAAGGUGGACUGAAAACGCCAGUGGCAGUCAAAGCGAUCGAACACAUCAUUUAACAAUGAUCUGAUGUCUCUGUACCUUCGAGCUAUCUCAACGUCGUUAACACGAUGAUUGAUAUUGAGAGCCAUCGCAAUGUUGAGCAUUCCAGAGGCAUCGUCUCAUUCUUCGUGAAAACCUCAACCUCGUAAUGGGCAUUCAUGGAUGGCUUGUGAUAGACCGUUCGAGGAAUGUGAGAUCUUAUGCAGGAUGUAGAUCUGCACCCAGGGAGGCAACCUUGUGCAAAUCUAUGGAUGGAUUCUUAGUAUUUGACAGCUCUCUGCCGAAUUAUCCAGUUGAGCUUGGGUGUGAUGUGGAGGAAGGACCUGCAUAAUUCUUCGCUUUCUGUCUUUGAGAGGCGUUCGAUCCCUGCUCUAUCAGAUACAUAUGCACGCAAUUAGUGAGGCCCAAGCCCACUACUAACUUUCUUGGUAUUUCGCCAAUAAACUAUCAUGAGUGUCUUAUGGGAAACCCCACAAUCCACAAUUCGACAGACUAGUGUUGAUCCAACCUACUCGAGGACUUCUUCGCCAUCAUUUGACAUGCAGGAUUCGGCUUUCGUGAGGCGAGGGUUCAUUAAAGAGGAAGAGACUGGCCCCCCUUCAAGGGAUUUGGAAGCUUUUCUGCAAGGUACCCGUACGAUUAACAUUGAACAAUAGCUCGUCUCAGAAGUUCUACUUGUACCAUACUGUUUUUUUAUACGUCUCCGGAAGUCGAACAAGUUCCUUGAUUCCCUUACUGUGAUAGCUCACAGAAUUGGUAGAUAUUUAGUGAGUGUUUCUUGGUACAGCGGCGCGUCUCUGAACACUACUAAUCCUGCGACUAGCAAAGAUCCAGUCAUUUGACCUUUCAGAAAGGUCUAAUUGUCCCGGAAUUGUUCUGUUUAUUCAUAUUCUCGCGGACGCUGCGUGUCCCGCACUGCGGUCGUUUAAGAACACGCGACUCAAAACGCGACUUAAAUUUGUCUUGACAGCCGCAAAUAGUCUGUAAGUUAUGUCUAGCUAUAUCCCUUCUGGAGGAAUAAUAUUGGUUAUGGUGCCGAUUUUCAUGGCAUCAAUGGUGUCGACAUUCAUGUCUUCACUCAUAAAUGGAACCAUGAGCCUCCUGGCUACGCUGUUAUUCACAGAGCUCAUCGACUCACUGACAACCUCAAGUGUUUUAUACUAUACAUAUACAGUGCAGAGCACCUAAAAUAUCGUGAGUCCUCAGUUCAGCAGACCUAAAAAUAUUCAUGGUAUCUAACACCAUCUAGUUUUCGCUUCACGAUAUCACUGACCACCCCCGCAAAACCAUGCUGGUGUGCGAGAACAGGAGAGAUUCCUAUCCAGUCAAUCCAACCACAAGUACACUCACCCCAUCAGCGAGUGACUCUUACAUGGAGUCGGUACAUUCAUCUUGGGACAUUACUUUACAGCUUCAGCCUGGCACACCUCCGAAUUCCACUACUCGACGUACGUCUUUUGAUGAGACCGUCAAAAUGGAGGAUCUGUCUUUCCAUAGCCACCAUGGUCUCCCAGAGCGAUACGAGAAUACAAAUGUCAAUUCUUUCUGCGAUAUGUCAGCAAUGACCCAAGACAUGUUGACAGGUUUCCAAGAAUCCAACAUGUUCUUUGGUGUUGAUGACGGGAAGGUAUUGGCCGAAGCAAACCCCACUUUCACCUUCAACAGCUUUCAAGGCUACGCAACUGCCGCCUUUGGGUCGUUUGAUUCACAAUGUCCUUCCAGUGAUAUUCCAUCUUUGAUGGAUGAUUUGUAUUCGCCAACGGCCACAUCCGAAUCAUCAACAGCCAUGGACUUUGUGGACCCGACACAAACGACGUUGAUCGACACAUUUGCCGACUUUCGGUCAUCUCCAAUAGGCCCUCUUACACCUAUCAAGCUUGGAACUCCUUCAUCGGACUUCAAUGCUCAAAGUUCGUACAACAAUUCUCCCGCAGGGACAUUCACUACAGGAUAUCUGCCUACUCCAUCAAAUUACCAGGACCUCAGGCACGAUUCGAUCUCCCCAGUACGACAGCAAAACCUCCGAAGGCCAUAUUUUGAGUCGCCUCAAAGCACAGCUGCUCUUCAAAGAAUUCAAGCAGCAACACCAACAAGAGCAGCAGCCCGCAGAAAGAUAAAGCGAGAACCAACAGUAUCCAUACGUGUAGAAAACAGUGCCAAGCUACAAUGCACCCAUGCUGGAUGCGACAGGAAGUUUCAAAGACAAGAACAUCUCAAAAGACAUGAACAAACACACGACCCCCUUGCUCGCAAAUACCCAUGUCCCUUCUGUGAAAAGAAAUUCGGACGCACGGAUAACUUGAGAUCUCACAUCGUUCUCCACGGAAAGGAAGAUAGAAAGGCUGCUCGAACUCCAUUUCAUCCAGAUGCGAGGAGGAUGUCUGAGUCCUUGAAAAAAAAGAGUCGUAAGACUAAAGGCUUGGAUGCGAAAUCCCCGCCAGUGAGGACGUCCCUGCCUGUGAGGACGAAAUUGAAUGGUUGUUAAGAUCAGAGUGAUACAAGAUGUCAAUCAAAGAUACGUUUCAAUACUUGUAGCUUUGAAAACGCGCGUCGGGGAGAUCAGCAAAUAUUGUUAACUCAUUUUGGCAGAAUGGUUUGGGAGUUGUAGAUGAAACAUCAGGCUGGGGGGGAUAUUUCGUUCAUUCAAAUGCAUUCACUUUCAUUACCUAUUACUAACCAUGUUUUUGGUUGACUGGCAUAUUUAGAUUUAUUUCCCAGUGGAGAAUAGAGAGGAGGAAUAUUAAAAUAUAAAAGACACAGGAGGAAAUGCCAACUUUCAUGUUCGGCUUUAGAUGUAUUGGUAUUGAUUGGGUGUACUGGGUUGUAUUUUACUUGGUUGGAAUUUUUGUGGGAAUUGGAGCUUGGAGAAAUGGAUUGAUAUUGUUCCAUGUCUACUUAAUAUUGAUCUUCAUCUAG
This is a messenger RNA of Sclerotinia trifoliorum, 2997 nucleotides long. NCBI's taxonomy places the organism in Eukaryota, Fungi, Ascomycota, Leotiomycetes, Helotiales, Sclerotiniaceae. The record is from the annotation of a GenBank genome assembly.